Penicillium concentricum is the source of this 993-nucleotide messenger RNA. RefSeq names its product alpha/beta hydrolase. The record is from RefSeq and is a predicted model, not a curated record. Gene Ontology annotation, molecular function: hydrolase activity. The coding region runs from base 1 to 993 and encodes 330 amino acids. NCBI's taxonomy places the organism in Eukaryota, Fungi, Ascomycota, Eurotiomycetes, Eurotiales, Aspergillaceae. The transcript has a single exon.
AUGACCGGAAACAUCCCAACCCCAGAGGCCUUGCCCCUGCGCCCUCCAUAUGAUCCCGCCCUGCAACCAAUACUAAAUAUCCUCGACCCCAAAAUUUUUGAAAGUCUCGAAAGCCUCCGCAAGGUGUCCAGCGCCUAUUCAGCGGAAACAAUUCUUACACUAUGCCCCGACCUGAAACACGAGGAACACACUGCCGCCGGUACCGACGGUGCAGUCCCGCUCGCGGUCUUCACGCGAAAGUCCUCGUCGAACAAGUCCCGACCAGCGGUGUACGUCGUGCACGGCGGAGGGCAAAUUUCCGGAAAUCGAUUCAGCGCGUUGGAUAACACCAUUCAUUUCUUUGAGGGCAUUGACAUUGUCACAAUUAGUGUUGAAUACCGCUUGGCUCCUGAGUUCCCAGCCCCUGCUGCUCUCAAUGACAGCUACGCGGGGUUCGUCUGGGUAGUAAACCACGCCAAGGAACUUGGUAUUGACCCUGCGAAAAUCAUUAUUCUGGGAGUUUCAGGUGGCGCUCCUAUUGCGGCGGGAUGUGCCAUGCUGGUAACAAGGAACCAGGAUACGAAACUCCUAGGUCAGAUGCUUCUCACCCCGAUGCUGGAUGACCGGCCCCACCAUGCAUCAGCAAAGCAAUUUGCGAAUACCGGGCCAUGGUGCGGAAAGGUCAAUCAGAUGGCCUGGGACUUUGUGCUCGGGAAAGAUCGAACGGAGGAUCAGGAAGUCAGUGAGCUUGUUGUGCCUGCGCGUGCGACGGACCUGACAGGGUUGCCGCCUACGUUCCUGGACGUUGGGGAAGCUGAGGUCUUCCGUGAUGAGGCGGUUGCCUAUGCGUCUGCUUUGUGGAGGUUCGGUGUUUCGGCUGAACUUCAUGUGUGGAAGGGUGGGUUCCAUGUGUUUGAUAUGGACGUUCCCGGGAACAAGAUGGCUGCGGUGGCCAUUGCUUCUGUCGCGGCCAAAAAGUCGUGGAUUAGGCGGUUGCUCGAGUUGGAUAGUUAG